Lecanosticta acicola is the source of this 1366-nucleotide messenger RNA. The record is from the annotation of a GenBank genome assembly. Lineage: Eukaryota; Fungi; Ascomycota; Dothideomycetes; Mycosphaerellales; Mycosphaerellaceae.
AUGACUAAUUACCAAUACACCCUCGCACUCAUGGUCUUCUUGAUCGCCUAUGCUCUCUUCGAAGUUCCGUCAAACUACAUGCUCAAACGCCUCAAGCCUUCUACGUGGAUUGCUUUCCUCAUGCUUUCGUGGGGCGCUAUCACGAUGGGCCUAGGCGGGACGCAUAGCUUUGGUGCUGUCACCACUGUGAGAUUCCUUUUGGGAGUCUUCGAGGCUGGCCUAUUCCCUGGACUAGUUUGUAGGUUACUUCACUAUUAACUGUGCUGAAGAACACUGCUAAUAUGCGAUGCAGACUAUCUCACCUUCUGGUACCGGACCGAAGAGCGAUCGAUCAGAGUAGCUCUCAUAUUGGCUUCUGCGACACUAGCGGGUGCUUUUGGAGGCGCCAUUGCCUACGGCGUGGGGCAUAUGAACAGAACUAGUGGCCUAGAGGCUUGGAGGUAAUUACACACUCACCGCAUCUACCGCUCGAUCCAGGACUGAAAAUAGCCUUGUAGAUGGCUUUUCAUCCUCGAAGGCAUCCCAUCGCUCUUAUCCGCUUUCUUCGUCUACUUCUUCCUCCCGGAUUAUCCCGAAACAGCCAACUGGCUCUCGGAGCAAGAAAAGGCCCUCGCUGUCGAUCGCCUUAGGACGGAAGGUUCACAUGGGCAUAGCGGACACAUGACUUGGCAAGACGCCAAGGAAACUCUGACCGACUGGCGCUUGUAUGCUCAUUAUGCCGUGCGUACCUCCUUUCUUCCCUCACGAUCCGGCGUCGCCAAAUUCUGACGGGUCUUUCUAGGUCUACUUCGGCAUCAGCACCCCUUUCUCCUCCCUAUCGCUCUUCACUCCCACCAUAACAGCAGGAUUAGGCUACACCGGUCUUCGCGCCCAGCUCAUGACUGUACCACCCUACGCGGUGGCCUACGUCAUCACUAUCCUGGCUUCUUGGUCGGCCGAUCACCUCAACGCCCGUGGAUUGCACAGCGCUAUGUUCGCGACGAUCGGAGCUUGCGGGUUCUUGGCAUCUGCUGUUCUGCCACCUUAUGCAUAUUCUUCCCGCUAUGGAUGUCUGAUCGUAGCAGCUUCAGGAGCAUUUGCAUGCAUACCGCCUCUAUUGGGAUGGUUAAGUAGUAAUCUGUCCAGUACCGCGAGUGUGGGACUUGCCAUUGCUGUGAACAUUUCGUUCGGGGCGCCUGGCCAGAUUGUGGGUGUUUGGAUCUAUAAGGCCAAUGAGAAGAGCAGAGGGUACCCAACGGGACACUGGACUAACGCAGGGCUGCUUUUUUUCGUCGCUGCUGGUUGUGUUGGGUUGGUGGGUUACUACAGAGCACUCAAUGGAAAGAUUAGAAGGCGAGGCGUGGGAGAGGGGGAAUAUAAGUAUUAA